UGAGAAUCAAAAGUUGGAUUAUCAUCAUUUUCUUGAUUUUGUCAUUCUUUGAUCGAUUUGCUCAAUCAAGGAAUAACUGGUACCUUUACAAAUGUAUUCUGUGUCAUGUUAGGUUCCAAGUAGCUUUCUAGUUUCUCAAAAGCUGUCAAACGUCCACCCCAAUCAUGAGAUUAACUCCAAAACUUCUGGUAAAACUUGUCGGUGUCAUUCUUUUCUUCCUGUUCAUCGUGCCGAUGUUGUAUCACCUCCUCGAGGAAACAGAACGAAAUCGAGCGGAGGCAUCACAAACAAGAAGACGGAGAGAGAAGUACUCGUCCCAUGGUGAAACGGCAAAAGUGAUUGAAAAUCAAGCAGUUUUAAGAAAACCCAACACUGGAGACAAAGAUGAUGAGGUUGCUGAUGACAAACUGAGAUUUGUUCCAAAAGAUGAUGUCAGAAAAGUUGUGGCGCACGUGCAUGAUGUGGACAGUGAGGACCAUUUCAGGGUCGUUACGCAGCUGGUGAAGACAAAUGCACCAACGGCAGUAUUUAGAAAAGGUGUUUUAGGAAACUAUGAACAAGAGCAAGGAGUCAGAUCAGGACCUGGAGAGUACGGCGAACCUGUUUUCACCUCCUUGGCAGAGAAAGGUGCAUCGGAUCGUUCCAUGCACGAGUAUGGUUUCAAUAUGGUUGCCAGCGAUAAGAUCUCACUGGAUAGGAAUGUGCCCGAUACAAGACUUCAAGAAUGUAAAUACUGGUAUUACCCAGAGGUGGAAAAGCUGCCCACAGCAAGUGUUAUUCUGGUCUUUCAUAAUGAGGGCUGGUCAACUUUAUUGAGGACAGUCCAUAGUGUCAUCAAUAAGAGUCAUCCUAAGUUACUCAAGGAAGUUGUGUUAGUCGAUGAUUUCAGUGAUAAAGAGCAUUUAAAAUCCAAAUUAGAUGAGUACAUCAAGCGCUUUGAUGGUAAAGUGAAACUCUAUCGUAACGAGAAGAGAGAAGGCCUGAUUCGUACAAGAACGGCUGGUGCCCGUUACGCCACAGGUGACGUCAUCAUAUUCCUUGACGCGCAUUGUGAAUGCAAUAUCAACUGGUUGGCCCCAUUGCUGGCUAGGAUUGCUUACGAUAGGACGAUCAUGGCUGUACCAAUAGUCGAUAGUAUCUCGAAAGACAACAUGGCAUACCAUGCCUCAUAUGGCAGAGGACACUUCCGAGGCAUUUUUGAAUGGGGCUUUUUGUAUAAAGAGUCCAGUGUCCCUGAGAAGGAGCUGAAGAAAAGGAUUUAUAACAGUGAGCCAUUUUGGUCCCCCACUCAUGCUGGCGGUCUGUUUGCAAUGGACAGAAAAUAUUUCUUUGAGCUUGGAGCAUACGAUCCAGGAUUAUUGAUAUGGGGUGGUGAAAACUUUGAGCUGUCAUUUAAGAUUUGGCAGUGUGGUGGCAAGGUGGAGUGGGUGCCGUGUUCAAGAGUAGGCCAUAUAUAUCGCAGCCACAUGCCUUAUUCCUUUGGGAAUAUCAGUCCAAAAAUACCAAUAAUCAGUCAGAAUUAUAUGAGAGUAGUAGAGGUCUGGUUGGACAAUGAGUACAAGGAAUACUUCUAUACUCGGGAGCCUGUAAUACGUGGCUAUCCUAUUGGGAAUCUCACAUCCCAGUUAGAGCUAAAGAAACGAUUGAAUUGUAAAAGUUUUAAAUGGUUCAUGGAGAAUAUAGCUUAUGAAGUGACCGAACGAUUUCCUCCUCCACCACCAAAUAAAGUAUGGGGAGAGAUCAAGCAAGCUGGUAGCGUCAUGUGUGUGGAUACGAUGGGUGCACAACCUGGGCAAGGAAAGCUCGGUUUGAGUCCCUGUCAUCAUUUUGGGGGCAAUCAGCUGUUCCGUUUGAAUACGAUGGGCCAGUUAGCUACCGGGGAGCGAUGCAUCAAGCCGAGGAAAGGCGAGCAGAUAGCAAUGAUGUACUUCUGUCCUGUCAGUCCUAAUGGUCCUUGGGAUUAUAAUCAGAACACUAAGCAGAUCACAGUUAAGGAUUGGAAUAUGUGCUUGGAAGGAUAUGGCAGUAGGAUCACACUCAAUGCCUGCGACGCCAGUAAAACUAACCAGCAAUGGGACAUUAAUGAAGUAUAUCCUUGGAAGAGGAUGUAGGGUUGGAUAAUCUCAAUAGACUGUAUUCCUUUUGUGUAGCACCUGACAGUAAUACAUCAUGAUGUCUGCCAUCCAUAUUUCCAUCCUGAGGGGAAAUGCCUCAGGGCAGGGGAAGCAAACAUUAACCCCUGAUUUCCUCAGGAUGCCAUGUUUCCAAUGUUUUUCUUGACAAAAUGCCAGAAUACAUUCAGUGAGGCAAACAGCUGAAUACUGACUGAUAAAGUGAUAUGAAACACUCUCCAAGUCAAAUAACUUGAAAUAUUGUUGGGCAAUAUCGUGAACCAUUUAUUGUCAGGUGGUGCCCUCUAUGAUAGGAAUAUCCUGUAUUCACUCAAGUGAGCACCCUGCAAACCAGUGAUUUUCAUCGCUGCAACCCUCGAUUGUGAUACCAUGAAGUGGACUUGUGUCUUAAUAAUAGAACGAGUGUCAUUCUGUCCAAGGCCAGUUCAACUAGACCAGGGUUUUAGUUUUGGUAUUAGGGCGCAUAUUUACUUAAUUUGGCCUUUUUGCCAAUAUAAUGUUAUAGAUUAUGUUGAUAUCACCAAUUUUGGUGAAUAACUUUGUAGAAUAUACCUUUGGGAUUGGGUUCCAAUCAUGAAUUUGUGUGCAAUAUAAGGCAUUUGGAUCAAAACGGUUUAGGCAAACUAUGCUAUCAGGGUUUUUGAUUUUAGCUGUUGGCCUUGAGUCCAGAUGUAUGUUGGCCCAAGGGCCAAAUAGGAGUUAUUUUUCAGUAUUACUACUUUAGUAUUCGUUGGACAUUGAAGCAAGGAACACAAUUUUGGUUCAAGUCGGGUUAUUUCCAUGCAACAGGUAUCAUCAUUAUGCUAUGUUGUAAUUUUGAAUAAAAAAUUAUGAGUAAAAAAGCCGUCGUCAUGUGAAAGUGUUACAUCAUAAAAGUAUUUUCUAAACUGGGCGAAAUUUUGAUUGUUGCAUAAUAUUAUUUCUUAUCACAUUCCGAUGCACAAAGCUGCUUUUUUAUUACUGUUUCUAGGAUUCAGUAUUCAAAACAAACAUAUGAAGGGGAAGCACAGGGUCGCAGUGGAAGAGGAUCUGACUUGUGAUUGGAAUAGUCAUGGAUUGGAAGCUUGGCAAGUGCCACUCCCUACUUUCAACUCGCCUGAAAUAACGCGGUGUGGUGCACAGUAUGUGUGCUCCUUGGUUUCUAUAGAAAGCUCUCGAGGUUGAGGAAUGAAUAUAAAGCACUUUGAGACAGCACUGUACAGUAGAAAGCCAUUUAUAAGCACUUAAGUUACAUGAAAAUGGAUUUUAUUCAAUGAAGUAUUCAAUGCCUGUUUUGUUGGAAACAGAAAGCCUGUGUCAAAUUGAUAAUCAACUCUUCUGUGUCCGCUUCUUGAUGUAUGUAUUGGGAAGAUAAUUUGAUGUCCUCAAGCUUUUAAGUGUAAGGAAAUAAUAUAUGUUGGGGGUAGGGUGUAUUGAUACACCAGUACUGAAUCAUAUUAUUUUGCAUCAAUCUAUCAGAUUUGUAUUCUGUUUUCUUGCAUUUCUUUCAAAAAAUAUUUUAACACGAGUCACUUUUUAACUGUCUUAUGUCUUUCGUAAUAAAAUGUUAACAUGAUGAAUGUUGUGUCUAAAUGUCUGAACAUAAGUGUGUCAGUGAAGAUGCAUUCAUAUGUAAAUAAAAAAACACAAGAG
Lineus longissimus is the source of this 3764-nucleotide messenger RNA. Its product is annotated as N-acetylgalactosaminyltransferase 7-like. The record is from RefSeq and is a predicted model, not a curated record. Gene Ontology annotation, cellular component: Golgi apparatus. The coding region runs from base 165 to 2111 and encodes 648 amino acids. The transcript has 13 exons. Lineage: Eukaryota; Metazoa; Nemertea; Pilidiophora; Heteronemertea; Lineidae. Gene Ontology annotation, biological process: protein O-linked glycosylation. Gene Ontology annotation, molecular function: polypeptide N-acetylgalactosaminyltransferase activity.